UACCCAACCCUCCCUAGUCGACACUGCCAGCCUAAGCAAACUCGGAGACACGCAAGAACCAGCCAUCCGAGAAAAGAAAACCACCACCCCGCAAGCACGCACAAAGCACCUAUUCCUCCAUCAAGAAUCUGCUACGCAUGUUCCUUCGUCUCGCACAUGCAUCUCUAGCUGGCUAGCUAGUGUAUUUGAUUACAAAUAUCCAUCCAGAUCACAGUCCAAUCACGCACAACAAUCGAUCAUGGCAGCUGCUUCUUCUACCUCUGCCGUUUCCGUCAGGCAACGGACUGCCGCAGCAGCAUCGCCACUGCUCCAAGAUCAGCAGCAGGAAAAGCAUCAAGAUGGAGCUGUUGAUCCGGUACCUCCGCCGCCAGCGCCGCGAUCGACGCUGUACCAGGCGCUGACGUCGACGGCGAGCCUGGCCAACCUGCUCCCGACGGGUACGGUGCUGGCUUUCCAGCUGCUCGCGCCGGCCUUCACCAACCACGGCGCCUGCGACGCCACCACGGCGCUGCUCACGCGGAUCCUCCUCGCCGUCCUCGCGCUCUCCUGCCUCCUCGCCUCCUUCACCGAUUCCCUCAAGGGACCCGACGGCCGCGUCUACUACGGCGUCGCCACCCUCAGGGGCCUCUGGCUGCUCGACUACCCGCCCGCCGCGCCCACGCCGCCGGACACGGCCAGGUACAGGCUGGCGCCAAUCGACGCCGUGCACGCGGCGCUGUCGGUGGCCGUGUUCGGGGUGGUGGCGGCCAGAGACAAGAACGUUGUGCGGUGCUUCUACGGCCCAUCGCCGGCGAGAGAGACGGAGGAGGUGCUGGACAUCGUGCCGCUCGGCGUCGGCGUGCUCUGCAGCUUGCUCUUCGUCGCGUUCCCCACCAGGCGGCACGGCAUCGGCUACCCUGUCACUAACGGCGCCAGUGGCAGCAGCACCUGAAUAAAGUAAACUUACCCGCGCAUGUACAAAGCUCAAGAAUUACUGUCUGUUUACGGUGGUACUAACUUAAGAGCAAUGUAUCAUUCUAUGAUUUCGAUUUCUUGCUUGUUUGACCUGUGGGAUGUAAACGAUCUGACUAUAGAUUCUACACACACAAAAUCUGUUAUUUUUAAUU
Messenger RNA from Hordeum vulgare subsp. vulgare (domesticated barley), 1106 nucleotides. RefSeq names its product protein DMP3-like. NCBI's taxonomy places the organism in Eukaryota, Viridiplantae, Streptophyta, Magnoliopsida, Poales, Poaceae. The transcript has a single exon. The coding region runs from base 239 to 931 and encodes 230 amino acids. Gene Ontology annotation, biological process: endomembrane system organization. The record is from RefSeq and is a predicted model, not a curated record.